Molecule: messenger RNA, 6634 nt
Organism: Ornithodoros turicata
Lineage: Eukaryota; Metazoa; Arthropoda; Arachnida; Ixodida; Argasidae
Product: ankyrin-3-like
Exons: 5
Coding region: 638-2638 (666 amino acids)
Biological process (GO): intracellular signal transduction
Molecular function (GO): protein binding
Source: RefSeq, a predicted model, not a curated record
UUGGAAAUUGUUGGAAAUGGUAAAUGUCGCUCGCUGGCUGAGAGUGUGUUGGUGGUCGGUGAAGUACUGUUUAUUAUCCGUUAUUUUCCCGUGAUAAAUCACUAAAUCAUUGGUGAUUCUACUUUGUGCUGGAUCACAAAAAGUAGAACAAUCCCCCGAUUUCAGUUCUCCCGGCAGUGUUCCAAGUGCCGCAAAGAAGCUGUGUGUUUACCUGUGCCGUUGCGCAAAAUAUGCAAUAGUUUACUCAUCCGUGUACUUCACGGAGAUUAAUAGCGAUGACCGGUGUCCAGUACUUGGAUGUGCUUCGCGUUUAGGGCAGUACCAAACGCGCAGACAGCCUGUGGUUUGUUGCGCGUAAUCUAGUUGGGAAGGCAGAGAGAAUGUGGACUAGAUCUUAAGAUAGAAAAGGGUUUAAAUAUUGAAAUUUUAGAAGCUAGUGUCGCCAUUUUAGUGUAUAUAAUAUAUAGAAUCGCGUACUCGUCGUGCCUGCAAAGAAAUGUGCGAUCCUUCGAGGUGGACCACUCCCUAGUUUCGAUUUCCGGUGGUGUUGUGCUUGGUUGUGGUGGAAGUGUAAGCUGGAACGUUGGAUCGCAGAGAGCCGCCUCCUGGCUGCUGCACCCUGAGACUGGUUCAGAGAAUGGGUGCCUUGAUAAGCAGCUUUUUUCAGACAGGAGGCCACCUACUGUCAUCGAGCGUGUCUGAUAAUACGCGCAGGCUUGUGCUGGCGCUACUCGAAGAGAUGCGCAGCAAGGAAGCAACACACAUUCACUGGUCAGCCAUCGAAAGUUACCUAGUGCAAAUACCAAAAGGGGAAAAUAUUCUCUCUGUGGUGGGUCCUGACAAUUACAACCUCCUGCAGAGGGCUAUCAGCUUCAACUGCGUAGAGUUGGUACGAUGGGUUCUCAGUCGAGGUUGCGACGUCAACCGGGGCGUCUGCAGUCUCCCUCUCCACAUUGCCGCCUUGCAAGGAAACGAAGAAAUCGUGGAACUGCUGCUCAAGCACGGGGCUAGGGUUGACUCGGAAGCGCGCAUGUGUUUUCCAGGACCACACAACCAGGUUUGCGAACUCUGCAGCUAUGUCGGAGCAAGCGCUUCCACGGACCGAUAUUCCGAACGGCUCCAAUCCGCCGAGUACUACGCUAUCGACGGCGACCACGCCAACAUUCUCGAACUCCUCCUAGCGCAAGGCGAGGACAGCUGGUUACCCUGGCAACAGAAGCGCCCUCUACUCCACCUCGCCUGCGAGCGCGGCGCCUGGAACUGCGUUCGCUUUCUCGUCGCGGAACGAUCGGAAGAGCUCAACCAAUGUUAUGACGAGUACUACCCCAUACACCAGGCGGCGCUGCAGGACAAGAAGUUCCUGGAACUCCUAAUUCAAUGUGGUGCAGAGGUGACGGCACGCACGACGACCCAACAGCUGACUGUGUUGCACGUCGUCCUUCUCCUUAGCAAGAAGUCUGCGGAUGAAACUCUUUCUGUUCUCCGUGUGCUUCAAGAACAUGGAUGCCGCGACCUCAUCAACGAGCCUGACAGCUUGGGCAACACGCCAUUACACGUCCUCAUCGUCCGCUACAUGAUCGAAGAGUCCCGCUACGGUUACCAGGAUCCAAGGCCGUGGACGAAAUGGGACAUGUUGCACCUGGUGCGGUACCUACUUCAAAACGGGGCGGGCCCCAGCAUAAAUAGGCAAGGCAAUAGUGCGUUGGCAUGCGUGUUGAGGCACGUCAGGGACUGGGAGUUCCGUUACGAGCUGUUGGACAUGUUGCUCCAAAGCGGUGGAGAUCCAAACUGUGUGGGGAGAGACGGUUCUGCGCCGUUGAUGGUGUGUUUGGUGCCGCUGAUCAACAAGGAUCCCCUGCAUUGUCUGUCGCAUACUAAGAAGGUGUUCUACCUCAAUUCAGUCCGUCUCCUGUGCCGGCACGGUGCCAACCCCAAUUGCCGCUCCAGGAGCAACCUGACACCGUUGCACGUGCUCGUGUUUACCGCCAGCGAGUACAUUACACUGAACCGUGAGAAUGACAAAGAGAGCGCGUUUGCGUUCAUUAGCCAGCUGCUGACAAUCCUGCUGCAGCACGGACUGGACCCCAACGCCCACCUCUCGCAGCGUACCCAGCACAUCCUCCUCGCGCUGCUAGAUUUGGUCCAGAAUGCCAGGCAGCCGACAGAUCUGGACUAUGUGUGUGCGCUCACACUAGCUCUGCUGGUUCAUGGAGCAGACCCAAAUGUCCAAAUCAGCUCAUCCGAGCCCAUCAUCUGCCAUUCGCAGAGUUCCGUCUUUCUGAAGAAAGCGUCCAACCAGGUGCUGUGCUACUUCAUCCAGCUGGUGAACACCAAGACAGAACUACUGGCCGACAGGGAGGAACGCUUUGCCCGCUUCAUCCGACUAUACUACAACACCAUGGAGCACCGUAUCCUGUAUGGUUGCCUCAAGGGGGCGCUGGCCAAUGUGGCCAUGGUGCCUCUCCACACCAAGGUUGCCAGAGUGUUGCGCAACUUGUACUCUCAACCGCGAUCCCUGAAGCAGAUCGCGCGCGUUGGCAUCUACAAGGCGCUGGGACGCCGAGUGGCAGUGACUGUGAACAAGUUGAACCUACCGGGACCCCUAAAGGAAUAUCUUCUAUUUGAGUGGACUCCUUAAAAGGCUCUUAAUAUUUUGUGAGUCUUGGAACGACGUCACAAAUUGUGUCCUCAGAUAUUAGCUGUCUCGGAUUCGUCGAAAAGUGCAAGACAGGUGCUGCCUACGUGAAAGGUGGAUAGAGAGAUUCCUCUGCGUCGUCUUAUUGACUCGAAGAGAGGAACUGGCAUAUCUCCACAAAACUGAUUGAUGAUAAAACAUUGCUGGCAAGCAUCACAUUGCGCAGCUACCCUACUUAAGUCGUCCGAUUUACGGUGCACGGAACACCGCGUGGACUUCGGGGAGAGGUGCUGCACUUUUAUGAACUUCUACUGCAGUCCCCAGCACCUUCACCAGUCGAAUGGUUGAGUGUAGUGCAAAGGCUGCACCUGCGCAGUCUGCACUAGUUCGCAAAGUGCGACUCAAUCAAAGACAGCUACUGUCUGAAAGGUCAUAGAGAUACUUGUGAGGUUUGAGUGUGACUUGUGUCCUGAUUCCCAAAGACGUUGGAACAAUGCAUUUGGUACACAUACAGGCUUUCUAGUGGCACGUGUUACUGUGUCAACAGUCUUCUUCCGAUACAUCGGGGUGUGAUUGCACUCCCAGUUGCGCAUUAUAUAAUAUAAUAUGGUGGUAAGCUUCUGUUGAUUUGACUUUGAAGGGAUCGCAAAAUUUAUUUUAAACAUUGCUGGAAAGCUACGCAACUUCGGGUCAGUUUUAUUUGCUAAAGUAGCCAACAAUUGCGAGUUGUAGUACGCAUUCGAGCAUGUAUGUCGAGACACAGAAGAAUGCAGUGGCCACGCUUUCGUGCACGCACAUUCGUUGGAACACUUUUGCCACAGGAGAAGAGUGAGGGAAAUAAGUACCUUCUAUAUACAGAAAAAAUACUACUUGUAAGACACAUGCUACGUACAAUGCAUUAUGAUUCCAUACACGUUAAACGGCUUCAACAUACAGCAUUUCGUUGAUUAGGCAACGACUAGUCUUCCUUUGCGCGUAUAUCGGUAAUGGAAAUACCAUAUUUAUUCCGAUAAUUUGCGAUGCCCAGGGUAUCCAGCCCAGCACCUCUCAGCGACUAAGAUUGGUUUCUGCUUCCCACAUAGGUGACCCCCUUCACAAUAAUGUCAGUGCCACGCCGUUUUUUUCCCCCCCUCGUGAAGCAACUGUGGCUGGCAGCAGUGUGCAGAUGUGGGCAAGUGGAGAGAGGACAGCAGGAAGGGGAGAGGGAGACAAAGGGGGGAGGGAGAGGUUAGUAUGCAUCCUGGGCUGACUUCAGGGGGAACCGUGCCGACAUUAGUCUGGAGAGCCCGCUGGAAACACAACCGACAGCACCGUGCCACGUCCCAGUCUCGGCGUGGAAGGCAGUCAUCCCAACUGCUCCGCCACGUGAGCCGGUAUAACCUGAGCUUUAGCAGAUGCAGAGUGCUUUCCCCGCGCAAUUUAAAUGCCUCGGAGAAUCGAAAACAAAAAUGAGCUAACCAAAGUCAAAUUAAUGGAAGUUUACCCACUUUUUGUUUCUUCCUUGACACCGCGAGUAAGUUACCAUAAUUUUUGUCGCUGCUCGAAUUCUAGUCUUUCUCUUCGUUGCACGAAGUACAUAAAUUUUCUUUAUCUUGAAAGUGAUAAAAGAAUGUGGUACAAAUGCUUUUGUUCAAACUGUGGGCAAAUUUUUCUAUCGGAGUGUAUCGCUGUACGUCGGGAAUGCUUUCCGUCGGAAGAGAGUUUAUGGCGCGUGUCAAGAUCUCACAAUUUUUGUUCAUUUUGAGCUUUUUCAGUGUGCGUCGAACAAAUUUCUUAUAGUGUUACGUUUCCGAAAGAAAAGAAAAAAAGUCGCUAUAAUUUAUGUGACCAUAUUGCUCCGUCCCCAAGGCGGGACGUUUGUGUGGGUCUGCUUGUCAGUCAACAAAUCAAAUACAGUUUACUUCGCCUAUACCGAAUGCUGUUAUCUUUAAUCAAUUUCCCCUUUGUAUUUAAAAAAAAAAAUUUUUUUGCAUAUUACAUACUGGUUUGACACACACAUCAUAUACUUCGACCAGAAUGUAUGCUGUUUAGUGUGGCUCCAUACUUGUAUAAUCGGUGACAACAUAAGUCAUACACUUGACACCGCCCCCACACAAGAAUCGCUCCGCGCACUGGGGACUAGGGGGGGAGAGAGAGCCGGCACUACAUCACGAAGCGGAGGCAUCGUGCAAAGGUGGGUAGCCAAUCGCAGGAGCCUUCCACGGAUGAGUGGGCGGUCCCAAUUGUAGGACUUAAGUUGUCACUGACUGUAGGUAUGAACGGAAAAUCAUGGCCCAAAUCUGCUGAACUUGCACAUCCAUUUUGUCAUUAUAGGCGGUGGCGCAAAAAUUACUCGCGUAUUAAGACCGUGUUCCACCAGGGUAGCUCCAUGAAAGAUGUUCAUGUUCAGCUCCAUUAGCAAUGCGCACACAAGCAAUUUUUGCUUUCCACGAAGUAUUAACUAGUUGCUCAUUACCCAACAUCAUAAUUAGGGCCUGACUUUUUCGGGUUUUAUUUUUGGCCAAAUUCGGGGGGUAAAUAUCAGGCGAUAUUUUUCAUUGGAAAAUUCGGGUUAAAUCCCAUUACGGCAUAUUCUGUCGUCAGGAAUUCGGGUGUAUUCGGGUGAUUUUUUAUUGUUUAAUAAAAAUUUGUCUUAACGUGGAACUAAUGUUUAGCAAUGUUAUCAAACUUUAUUUUAAUGCACACUUAUGAGUGUGCCACGCGACCCGGAUGUUUUCGGGUAGAUUCGGGUUAAACCCAAAUUUUACAGAUUUCGUUCGGGGGGUAAAUAUCGGGCGGAUACGGGUUUAACCCUAAAAAGUCAGGCCCUAAUCAUAAUGUUCCAUUGGCUUGAUCGUGGCAAAAAUGCGAGCCAAGACAGAGACACCUAGAAGUCGAGAACCCUUUCGGGUUUCGUUACAGCAAAAAGGCGGGAUGAAACACCAUGCAGGACGCUGGGACAGCAGAACCGUGACCGCAGGGUCCUGUCUUGCCUAAAUCGGGAUGUCUGGUCGGAUCAGCUAUAAUACACGAGGAUGCGCAUUAUCUUUUUUUUUCUUCUUCUUCUUCUUAAGGAGCAUGACAUGCACCGCAAACACACAUUCAUUUAUCACGUAAUGUGAAUGUACCACCUUAGAGUGCUGUCACACAAAAUAUUUCCUUUGGGAAGUGCGCAUUUCCCGAGAAAAUAUUUGUAUAAGAGUGUGGCAGCGAUCUCUCCCAGCUACUCCUUGUGUAUUGCGACGUCGGAUCAUCGAGCACUUUUAUUGGCUGCGGAGAAUCGUCCGCUACUGUAAGGGAGGGAGGCAACUGGUCGAGUGCUCUGCUUCAGACGCCGCCAUAUACAAGUAUACGCCGCAUGUACGAAGAAACAUUUGCCCAGAAUUUUUAAACAAUGUAUCCAAGCACUGGGAAAAGAGACCGAUAUUCGAACCAUUGGAGUGAUCAGUUGCGUGCGGAUUUUUAAUGGCUCCGACUAGCCAACAAGAAUCUAGUCAACAGUACGGCUGAGCGCCAUCUUCCACUAAAGACGUACAUCCCUACGAAUAGGAAAACCUUGCGUAGAAAACACUUUUUUUGUGCUUACGAAUUUUACGACCACCUACGUUAAUGCCCCUGGUAGCUUCCAAACACAGCGGCCACCCAUUGGGCAAGAGUGUUUCAUGUGUGUGGCUCAAACAGAAAAAUCGUUGUAUAUAUGUGUGUUAUGGCGACACAUUUUUGCAGGUGGGUAUCGUUGACAUUUUUUAGCGCAUUUAUCGAUCGAAUGAAUGUGCACACCACAUACUACGUCUGCUUGCAGCUGAGGAGCACGUUGUUGUGUGCACCGAGGCUGACGCCUUCGAAGACACCGCUUCAUUUGUCGUCCACGCAAUGUUUAUUAUCCAAACUCACUUUAAAUUACAUUUUAUUUGUACAUCUUUUAGUACAAACAAGAAUGUGUGUGCCUGAUAUGCUUCCGCUUUAAAAUAAAGUCGCGAGAGAUUGUUGGAAACGAGAAAUAAAACUGCCGAAAUGUUU